This is a messenger RNA of Ostertagia ostertagi, 1116 nucleotides long. NCBI's taxonomy places the organism in Eukaryota, Metazoa, Nematoda, Chromadorea, Rhabditida, Trichostrongylidae. The record is from the annotation of a GenBank genome assembly.
GUCCGAUCGGACACCAUUGUAUGGAUCUCUUCAGUCUCGAUUCCGUCUACGCAAUGUGGCUGGUUGAGCUCGAGAACCGGCAAAAUUGGCUCACAAAACUGCAACAACCUGAUGCCAUUCGUCUGUGAGAAAGGAACUCAGCCCUAUAUCGAACCGGUCAUGUGGCGUGCGGGCAUCGUGGUGGCGGUUGUGUUGGUCGCAAUUUUGGUGGCGAUCCUCUUCCUGCUCGCUUUGUGUUGGUGCAUCAAGUCCCGAAAGAGGAACGAGGACAGCAUCGAGCGAAAGAACAUCAUCAGAGCCAGCAUCAAACUGCAGAGGAAAGCAUCGGCUCCUCAUCGAAAGCAGCUUCCUUCCCAUCAGUCAGCAAAGGCCACUCUUAGCUCAUCGACCAUCAACGCGUACGGGGACCCGUUCAUCGCAGACAGUACUCGUUCGCCCACUGAAACUGUUCGAACGGAGUGCUCGGAUAGCUUAUCCACUGAUCGCACAUAUGAUCGUCUGAACUCUACCGAUACUUCCAGCUCCAAUAUUACAGAGACGAGCAUUACACUUCCUACUCGAAGUCGAAACCCUCUACUACGGAUGUUUCAUCUGAAGACUAAGGUAUCGAAUCCGAACCCCUACGAGGAAAUUCCCACGAUGAAUACCUUCCAGCCUCCACCGCGUGAUGCUGUACAUUUGCGAGACCGGCGCAGCGACACGUCGUGCUCGUCCACCGUCACCGGCCCAUGUUCCACAUGUCCUACGGAGUCAGAGCGAGACUCUACGUUGACAGACGGCUCAUGGAGCGAACAGUCGUCAACGGUCUCGGAAAGCACUGUACAGAACCGGCGUCUCCUGCCACCGAAGCCGGAACCACCACGUCGAUACGAGCCACAAGCACCACGUCUGGCGCCGAGUCGCUCGAAUCCCAAUCUGCAGAGCUUCUCCGCCAACAACCGACCGGAACAGUACCGACCGGUGCCUGUUCCGACGCCGUCCACUCCCUUGCAGAACCUGCGAGCUGCUCCUCAACGGUCUUUGGUAGAUCUCCACAACCCCCUCACGGACCAGUACAGAAGACCUAUUCCCAAUAACGGAUUCAGGACCACAAAACCCGUGAUAGAAACUGCUAUG